This is a messenger RNA of Medicago truncatula (barrel medic), 594 nucleotides long. RefSeq lists its product as uncharacterized. Lineage: Eukaryota; Viridiplantae; Streptophyta; Magnoliopsida; Fabales; Fabaceae. The transcript has 2 exons. Bases 1 to 594 code for a protein of 197 amino acids. The record is from RefSeq and is a predicted model, not a curated record.
AUGGGUAAAUGGUGGCGGAGGAUGUUGGUGGAAAAGGAGGAAUUGUGGUACCGUGUACUUAAAGCUCGGUACGGUGAGGAGGGGGGUCGUUUGAAAGAGGGAGAUAGUCAUUGCUCGGUUUGGUGGCGGUCUAUGAAUAGGAUUCAUGAUGGGGUGGGUGAGGGAGUUGGUCACUGGUUUGAUAAUAAUGUUCGUAGGGUUGUUGGAAAUGGUAGGGGUACCUCUUUUUGGCAUGACAUUUGGGUUGGGGAAAUCCCUUUGAAGUUUAAAUUUCUCUGCCUUUUUGAGUUGUCUGUUGAUAAGGAGUGUUCGGUGGAGGUGAUGAGGACAGGAUUAAGGGCGGUUGUUGGGAGGGAGAGGUUAUGGCGUCGUCGUUUAUUGGCGUGGGAGGAGGAGAGUGUGAGGGAGUGUCUUGUGUUAUUUCAUAACAUUGUUUUACAGGAAAACGUCGAAGAUACUUUGAGGUGGCUGCUAGACCCUAUUCAUGGCUAUUCGGUAAGGGGGGCAUACCGCUUCCUUACUACCUCGGUUGACAGGUUCCCUUUGGUCUCUGGUUUGGCUUUGGCUAGGUAUAUCUUUUGUCUCACCUGUUGA